CGCGUAGUUUAAUUUUAUUUAUUUCGCAUGAGGGAAGGGAGCGCAAUCCGUUAACCGGGGAGGACUGAGGGAGAGAUAAAAUUAGAUAAGGCCUUCUUAUUCCUUCCUGCUGACCUCUCGCUCACAGUUCAAGAGCAGUUGGGGCUCUCAUGCCCUUCACGCAGUGACCGUUUUCUCCAUUUCUGUCAAAACCCUAGUUUUUCUUUUGAACAUGGCGCCCCAAAUUCUUAAUCAGGCGCUGUGUGCCAUGCCACAAAACCCCAAUCAAUGUUUCCCCCCAAAGUUGGGUAUACCUACUAUGGUGUUUUGCUGCCCCUCCGCGCUUGGUUCUUGUAGCCUUCCGUUGUUUUCUAGAGUUACUUCGAACUCAAUUUCAUGGAGUUGCAGUCCUCUCGUUGCCCAACCAAUUAAGUCUACGUUUGCUGUGAGAGCUGAGUCGAAUUCCGAAAGCGGCGGUGAAGGUACUGAUAAUGUUGAAGAGAUUGAGUCGGCCAUUGUUGAAGAAGUUCAGGAAGCUGAAGCGGAAGAGUUGGACUCUGAUCCUAAAGUAGAUGAACCCAAGCCUCCCAGAAAGCCUCGAGUUAGGCUCGGAGAUAUUAUGGGGAUAUUGAAUCAGAGAGCAAUUGAGGCUUCUGAUAAGGAGAGGCCAACUCCGGACCUAAGGACUGGUGAUAUUGUGGAAAUUAAAUUGGAGGUUCCUGAAAACAGGCGUAGGUUGUCUGUUUAUAAAGGUAUUGUUAUAUCAAAACAAAAUGCUGGCAUUCACACAACAAUUCGAAUCCGAAGAAUUAUUGCCGGAGUGGGGGUUGAGAUAGUUUUCCCAGUGUACUCGCCAAAUAUCAAAGAAAUCAAAGUAGUAAGCCACCGAAAGGUGAGGAGGGCCAGAUUGUAUUAUCUGAGAGACAAGCUUCCCAGACUAUCCACUUUCAAGUGAUCCCGUGUGGCUUUUCACUUCCCCUCUUGUUUCGUCUUCAAAAUGGGGUGUGCUGAAUUGGAAUAAGCAUUUCGAUUAGUUCGAUUGGUUGGCUGUAAAGUAAAUUAUGCCAUUUUUUCUUUGGUAAGAAAAUUUCUGUCAUAUUUUUAUUUCUUUUUUGGAACGGACAUUUCUGUCGUAUUUCUUUUCCAUAAUUAAUUAUCCGAGUAGUCAUAACGAGGUACGAUGUAA
Molecule: messenger RNA, 1165 nt
Organism: Prosopis cineraria
Lineage: Eukaryota; Viridiplantae; Streptophyta; Magnoliopsida; Fabales; Fabaceae
Product: 50S ribosomal protein L19-1, chloroplastic
Exons: 5
Coding region: 212-934 (240 amino acids)
Biological process (GO): translation
Cellular component (GO): ribosome
Molecular function (GO): structural constituent of ribosome
Source: RefSeq, a predicted model, not a curated record